AUGGAGCCCAUUUCAGGCAUGUACCAUCGGCUUACGUGGGCUAUACUUCUGUUAAUGCCAAUUAUUUUUCACAUAAAGACAACAGCGUCUCACACCGAAGGGCUCUUUACCAUCGCAGAUCACGACUCCCCCACAGUUACGCCGAAAUUUCUAUCACGUGGACAUUUAUAUAAAGUGAUUGUUGGUGAAACUAUAGAACUACCAUGUAAAGUCCAAAACCUUGGAUCAUUUGUUUUAUUAUGGCGAAAAGGUUCUUCUGUUUUAACUGCAGGACAUUUGAAGAUUACAAGAGAUCAAAGAUUUAAAAUUGUUGGCGACUACGAUUUGCAAAUAGCAAAUGUUAAAACCCAGGAUGCUGGCGACUAUAUAUGUCAACUUGGUGAUCAAGAAAAUCGGGAUCAGGUUCAUACGGUCGAGAUUUUAGUUCCACCAACUCUUCGUGCUUUGCCUCAUAAUGGCCAAGUAACUGCACGAAAGGGCAGUACCGUCACUUUGGAAUGUAAAGCUUCGGGAAAUCCAGUUCCAACCAUUUAUUGGUUUAAGAAAGAUGUGUUUUCUGGUCCUACGCAUUUAUCUGACAGCUCAACUUUAAUAUUAGAGAAUGUGGAUAGACAUCAUGCUGGAAUUUAUCAAUGUUCUGCUGACAAUGGAGUUAAAGAACGAGUUUCAAUGGAUAUACAAUUAACUAUUUUAUCUAGUAUAUAA
Molecule: messenger RNA, 705 nt
Organism: Rhagoletis pomonella (apple maggot)
Lineage: Eukaryota; Metazoa; Arthropoda; Insecta; Diptera; Tephritidae
Product: lachesin-like
Source: RefSeq, a predicted model, not a curated record